CAGGACUGCAGAGCUCAGGCUCACAGUAUGCGGUUUAUAUUCUCAGAUGUGUUUUUUAUUAAUUUCCGUCUGGCCUCCAAACAAAAAAAAUAGGACAGCAAAGUUUAAUGUUAUUUUUAGUAAUAAGAAGAAUGAGUGACAAGACUUUAUCUGAACUUGAACUCCCUUUUGUUGUCUCUUCCUCUUUUCUCUGCCAAGUUUCUGGCCAAGCUGAAAAUCCCAGUGAGGAAACCGUGCAUAUUUAUCCACUUCCUUUUAGGACUGUAGCAGAAGGUCCACAGUGUCCGCAGUGUACCUUGAGAGGCUCUGUUCCCUAUAAAUGCACGUCAUGUCCCUUCUACUGUUGUAAGAUAUGCUGGGUAAAACACCUUAAGGAAACUGGAAAAUGCCCCAAAUGCCAAAGCAAUAUUCAGAAGAGAGAAUUAAGGCAGAAGUAUUUCUUACCUUUAAAUCAAGGUCAGGAAUGAUACCACAGAUGGUAGAAGACUGAAUACUGACUGAUACAAUCUAAUUGGUUUCUGUGACUAAAACUAUCAUGUUCCCAGGAAAGCUUUGUUUUUAGAAUUCAAGGGAAGCCACCAGUAACUAACUUUUUUUUUUAGGAAUCGUAAUCUCCACUCUGAAGUUAUUACAAUUGUGCAGUCUUAUGAAUAUGUUUGCUGUAGUUCAGUUGAAUUCUCUACCUAUCAGAGCAGAUGUAUCAGGCUGUAAGGACCAACAUGUCUGCUGCCUGAGCUCAGGACUGGUCACCAGCACUCUAUCGUGGGUGCUGGUUGGCAGUAGAACCUUCACUUAUUAAGGUCUAAUUUAAAUAGCUGACUGUCACUUUAAACAAGCUGCUAGCAGGCUUUAAUCAAGAUUUAGGUAGUGCCUAAAGCAGUAAACCCAUCCAUAAAACAGUUUGAUUUCUUGCACGUGCCGGAAAUGUAACACUCUCAU
This is a messenger RNA of Rana temporaria (common frog), 939 nucleotides long. Its product is annotated as regulator of telomere elongation helicase 1-like. The coding region runs from base 108 to 467 and encodes 119 amino acids. Lineage: Eukaryota; Metazoa; Chordata; Amphibia; Anura; Ranidae. The transcript has 3 exons. The record is from RefSeq and is a predicted model, not a curated record.